[Candida] anglica is the source of this 768-nucleotide messenger RNA. Lineage: Eukaryota; Fungi; Ascomycota; Pichiomycetes; Serinales; Debaryomycetaceae. The record is from the annotation of a GenBank genome assembly.
AUGUCUGACAAGUGUCCCGUAGAUCAUUCCACAAGGGAAGCAUGGAUUAAACAAACUGCCAAGUCUGACACUGAUGCAACCAAGUCUAGUGCGGUCCCAACCCCAGUACCAACUUCGGAACAACAACCUGCUUGUCCUGUAGAUCAUACUUCACGAGCUCUGUGGUUACAAAAAGUAUCUAUUUCAGCAAAUGUACCAGAAGCUAUAGAAGUCAGCUCCGAUACUUGCUCAUCUGACAAGCUUGGCGAAAGUAUUCAAGAUAAUAACAACACAAAUCUUUCAAGAGAAAGAGAAAUCAGUUCGAUUCCAAGAACUGAUGCCACAUCCAAUUGGGUAUAUCCAUCACAAAAGCAAUUUUUCGAUGCCAUGAAACGUAAGAACUGGAACCCCGAAGAACAAGACAUGAAAACCGUGGUUCCUAUCCAUAAUGCGGUUAAUGAAAAGGCAUGGCUGCAUAUUUUAAUGUGGGAACGUAGUCAUUAUGAAGAAUCUUUAAAACAAUGUGGUGGUAUUAAGCUUACUAGUUUUAAGGGAGACCUGAAGAAGUUGACCCCAAGAGCAUGGUUCAACUCCUUUGUACUUGGAUAUGAUAAACCUUUUGAUAGACAUGAUUGGACCGUGGACAGAUGUGGAGUUGAAGUACCUUACGUAAUUGAUUUUUACGGAGGUAAUGGACAAGGUGCCAGCUUCUUCUUGGAUGUCAGACCUAAAAUAAAUAGCUGGGAAGGAUUCAAAUUAAGAAUGGGUAGAGCUAUUGGAUGGCUGUAA